Messenger RNA from Triticum dicoccoides, 826 nucleotides. Its product is annotated as 30S ribosomal protein 3, chloroplastic. Gene Ontology annotation, molecular function: structural constituent of ribosome. The coding region runs from base 71 to 625 and encodes 184 amino acids. The record is from RefSeq and is a predicted model, not a curated record. Gene Ontology annotation, cellular component: ribosome. Gene Ontology annotation, biological process: translation. NCBI's taxonomy places the organism in Eukaryota, Viridiplantae, Streptophyta, Magnoliopsida, Poales, Poaceae. The transcript has 2 exons.
UGAAAAGGCAGAGACAGGAAGAGGUGUGGCAUCAUCGUCUUCCUCCUCUCUUCUUAUCCGGAAGUACACCAUGCUCCCGAUGUCCGUCCACCCCGCUACUACGCCGGCCCUCGCGUCGCGCCCCCGCGUCUCCCUGCCCAGACCUUCCACAUCCCCGUCCUCCUCCUCCUCUUCCGGCCUUGUUCCCCUCAAGAGCAGGAGGCUGCCCCUUCGCUCGCUCCGCAUCCUCGCCGCCGCCGCCGCUGCCGGCGCCGUCGAAGCGGGGGAGCCAUACGUCGGUUUGGGGGACGAGGAGCCACUUGGCGGAGAAGGAGAUGCGGAAGCCGUGGCGGAAAGCGAGGAGUACAAGGUGGAGGUGCCUGAAAAGCAGGACCCGAUGCUGGUGCUCAAGUUCAUAUGGAUGGAGAAGAACAUCGGCAUAGCGCUUGACCAGAUGGUUCCGGGUGUUGGCAGCAUCCCCUUAAGCCCGUACUACUUCUGGCCGCGGAAAGAUGCAUGGGAGGAACUGAGAGCGAAGCUGGAGGAGAAAGAGUGGAUCUCGCAGAAGCAGAUGAUCAUCCUUCUCAACCAGGCCACCGACAUCAUCAACCUCUGGCAGCAAGGCGGCGGCAGCUUGUCGACAUGAGCGGCUGUUCAGUGUCUUUCUUCUUGCUUUGUUGUUCAUUAAUGUUAAAGCCACGAUGCCACAUGGUACAUGAUCCUGUAGAUCGUCUCAAUCUGUUCUCGUAUGAUCCUGUUUGUGGAAAAUGAACGCAAGGGUGGAGUAUUUGGGUUGUGUUAUUGGCAAGGACGGUGUUUAAGAUGAUUUCCGUGAGUGGUUCCCUUA